AAGGCCUGCUGCUCCGUAUUAUUUUCGCUUCUCUCUGCCUACGCAUACACAAGCAGCGCAGCCGCAGAUCGGUAGAGCCGGCAGCAGCCUAGCAGGAGCUCGCUGCUCGGAGGAGGCGGCCGCGAAUCGCCCCUCUCUACCCGGCCCAACAAGUCCCAGCGCUACCCGAGCCUUCACGGCCUCUCUUCCUCCCGUCUCAACCCUCGCGGCGGCGGCGGCGGUGGCUUGUUCUCUCUGCCCCUCGUCACCCUCCUGCCUUCUUCCCUUCCCUCCUCUCUUGGCCUGAUUCGCACCACGAAACCCUAGCACGCACCCAAACAAUCCGCAGCGCUACUGAUCCCUACAGCCAUGCAUCUCACUCUCGAAUUCGGGGGCGGCUUGGAGCUGCUCCUGGAGAAGUCCACCAAGGUGCACAAGGUGGAUUGCCAGCCCACCAUGGACGGCAGCGAAGGGGGCAAGGCCACCAUGAAGGGGCUGCUUUCGUGGGUGAAAUCCAAUUUGAUCAAGGAGCGUCCGGAGAUGUUCAUCAAGGGUGACUCCGUGAGACCUGGUGUUCUUGUCCUUAUCAAUGACUGCGACUGGGAGCUGUGUGGUGGCCUUGAUGCAGAGUUGGAAGAUAAGGAUGUGGUUGUCUUCAUCUCCACACUACACGGUGGAUAAUCUUAUUAUUGAAACAACCAGGACUGCAAGCGGAAUGCAUAUUAUACUGUAGGAAACGGAUGUCAAGAUAUUGGAUUUUGCGACAUGUGGAAAACAAACUACAUGUAUUGUAUUAUUUUUUUUCAAUGCCACUGUAAUCUCCUUGUUUCACUAUCUAAAAUGGAGACCUACUCGUGACCAUUGACAGCAAUUCAUCUCUUGUCAGAUGUUGACUUGUCUGUCACUAAUCUGCAUCUGAAAUUCUGAAUAUGGGUCCCUUUAUACA
Molecule: messenger RNA, 925 nt
Organism: Brachypodium distachyon (stiff brome)
Lineage: Eukaryota; Viridiplantae; Streptophyta; Magnoliopsida; Poales; Poaceae
Product: ubiquitin-related modifier 1 homolog
Exons: 4
Coding region: 349-660 (103 amino acids)
Biological process (GO): protein urmylation; tRNA thio-modification
Cellular component (GO): nucleus; cytoplasm
Molecular function (GO): protein tag activity
Source: RefSeq, a predicted model, not a curated record